AGUUAUGUUUUAAUCUUAAAAUGAUGCAUAAAUUAAUAUUUUUAAGCUUGAAAUUUUCUAAAUAUAUUUCGUUAUAAUCUUAUCGACUUAUUAUCAUUAACUCAAAUUACGCGAACGAACUUCAAGUUACACCAUAUUGAAAAUAAUAUAUUACGUUUCCAUUUUGUAAACAAAUAACAAUCGAGGAAGUAAAUAUAGGUCAUAAACUUCGAAGGUCAUUACUCCGAAAGAUUCAUCCAUAAACUUGGCAACUUGCGUUACACGUUGGCUAUCGAGCAUCUGAGAUGGGUCUGAGAGAUGCAUUCGCUUUAAUAUUCGAAGUUAUUGACUUACUUUUUAAAUCCUUGUUAAUUACAAUUCGUGGUUUAAUAAGAUUUGUCAUUCCCACUGCGAGAAAAUCGGUAAAUGAUGAAAUCGUCUUAAUUACCGGAUCGGCACAUGGUUUAGGAAAAGAGUUAGCCUUACAAUUUUCAAAGUUGGGAGCGAUCGUUGUCCUAUGGGAUAUUAACCAGGAAUGGAAUAAUGCAGUUGCUAAAGAAAUUAAAUUGAAAAGUGGAAUAGCAUUCAGCUAUCAAUGUGAUGUUACAGAUGAAAAACAGGUCAAAAUUUUAGCUCAGCGUGUCAGACGAGAAGUUGGAGAUGUUACUAUACUUAUUAAUAAUGCCGGUAUAUUACAAGGACAUCCAUUGCUUAGUCUCAAUAAUCAACAGAUAAGAAGAACAGUGGAAGUAAACCUUCUCUCUCAAUUCUGGACAGUAAGAGAAUUCCUUCCUCAAAUGUUAGAGUUAGAACAUGGCCAUAUUGUGGCAGUCUCGUCCAUUGCUGGAUGUCGCGGAUGCAUCAACAUGACUGACUACAGUGCUUCCAAAUUUGGUAUUUGUGGUUUAAUGAAUUCUCUAGAAGAAGAAUUAAUCUUGUUAAAGAAAGAUCAUUGUAUUCAUCUUAGUACUGUUUAUCCACUAGCAAUGGAUACUGGGUUGAGUCAACGGCCAUUAACAAGAUUUCCUCACAUUCUACCAAUAUUAAAGCCAGAUUAUACAGCAGCAAAAAUGAUCGACGCUAUAUUAAGAAAUAAAAGAAAUAUAUUUAUACCUUCUCGUAUAGAAUUCAUCAUUCGCAUUUCUGGAUUAUUUCCUAUGAAAGUAGUACAAAUGUUUCAGCAAUUUAUGAAUUAUGCAGUGUUAUCCAAUGACAAAGUCCCAACUGAACUCUAUUCAUAUUAAAAAAUCAAAGUUAAUUUACGCAAAAGAAUAAUAUUUUUUGUUUUUAUUAAUUUUUUUAAUGAAAAGAAAAUAUUUUUUAAUUAUAUAGUAUA
Centruroides sculpturatus (bark scorpion) is the source of this 1315-nucleotide messenger RNA. Its product is annotated as 17-beta-hydroxysteroid dehydrogenase 13-like. Gene Ontology annotation, cellular component: lipid droplet. Bases 285 to 1223 code for a protein of 312 amino acids. Gene Ontology annotation, molecular function: oxidoreductase activity, acting on the CH-OH group of donors, NAD or NADP as acceptor. The record is from RefSeq and is a predicted model, not a curated record. The transcript has 6 exons. NCBI's taxonomy places the organism in Eukaryota, Metazoa, Arthropoda, Arachnida, Scorpiones, Buthidae.